Messenger RNA from Meleagris gallopavo (turkey), 3921 nucleotides. The record is from RefSeq and is a predicted model, not a curated record. NCBI's taxonomy places the organism in Eukaryota, Metazoa, Chordata, Aves, Galliformes, Phasianidae.
CACCUCAAAGCUUUCACCCCUGCGCCCGAGCGGCCACACCUGUGGGCAGACAGGGAGGCCACUCGAGGCAGCCCCGUGGCACGGCCCAUGGACCCGGGCAGCUCCGAGCUGAGCAGCAGAGCUCUGGGCACCACAGCUCUCCGAGCGCAGCAUCCCACCCCAGCACUGCCCGUGGGGGGAAUCGGUGCUGGGCUGCCAUCUGCAGAAUGGGGAGGCAAAACCUUAACAGUUAACACGCCGACCGUGCCAAUGCCAUGGCAGGUGGCUGCUCCACGUGCGCACCUGUGGGGCAGCUCUGCCGACGGCUGGUCUGACCAGAGACAGCAUCACAAAACCACCACCAGCAUCCCUCUGUCCUUGUCCUCUUUAAGCAGAAACUAUUUCACAAAGCCCAGAAUAAUUGGAGGAAAAUUAGCUGCCUUCACGGUGCUGGCCAACUCAGAUGCUUUCAUUCCGUGUGAAGCUACAGGCAACCCCCAGCCAACAAUAGAGUGGACCAAGAUCUCCCCAGAGACCGAUGCCCCCGCGAGCGGCAGCAGGUGGAUGGUGCUGCCCAACGGCACGCUCGCCAUCGCGCGGGCAGCCCUGCAGGACGGCGGGCAGUACUGCUGCACUGCCACCAAUGCUCUGGGCACGGCACGGCUCCUGGCCACGCUGGCCGUGGUGGCCUACCCGCCCCGCAUCGCCGGCGGCACGCGGCUCCUCACUGCCCAUGCCGGGACGCCCGUGGCCAUGAGGUGUCCGGCCGAGGGCAGACCUCCUCCCUCCAUCUCGUGGGUUCUGGGCAAUGAAACGCACAUUUCCAGCUCUUCCCAGGGAAAUCAGAAAGUUCUCGUGUGGCCGGAUGGCACCUUAAUGAUCAAGAACGUCACGGUUUACGACAGGGGCCUCUACACAUGCACGGCCACAAACCCAGCAGGCACCGACACGCUGACUGUGAAGCUGCAGGUCAUCGCAGCCCCUCCCGUCAUCCUGGAGGAAAAGAGACAGCGGAUCACAGCUACGGCGGGGCAAGACCUGAACCUUCCUUGCACCGCAGAAGGGAAUCCUCAGCCCCGCGUCCACUGGGUCCUCCCCGAAGGGAUGGUGGUGAAGCCCCUGCAGUUUGUGAACACCAGGGUGCUGCUGCUUCCCAACGGCACCCUGCGGCUCGGCGGCCUCGUGACCACCGACAGCGGAAACUACGAGUGCAUCGCCACGAGCUCGACGGGCUCGGAGCGCCGGGUGGUGACCCUCACUGUGCGGCACCGGGACACACUGCCAAGGAUCGCUGCCGCCUCCCAGGGCAUGACCCAGCUCAGUUUUGGGGAUAAACUGCUGCUGAACUGCACGGCCACAGGGGAGCCCCAGCCUAGGAUAAUCUGGAGGCUGCCAUCCAAGGCGGUCGUAGACCGGUGGCACAGAAUGGGAAGUCGAAUCCACGUGUACCCCAAUGGAUCCCUGGUUAUCGAGGCAGUUACUGAAAAGGAUGCGGGGGACUAUUUGUGUGUCGCAAGAAACAAAAUUGGAGAUGAUCUGAUACUGAUGAAAGUCAGCAUCGCAAUGAAACCAGCCAAGAUUGACCAGAAACAGUAUUUCAAGAAACUGGUGCCCUAUGGAAAAGAUUUCCAGGUGGACUGCAAGGCCUCCGGGUCACCUGCACCAGAAAUAUCCUGGAGUUUGCCGGACGGGACAGUGAUCAACAACGAGAUGCUGGCAGAUGACAGCGGACACAGGUCUGGCAGAUACGUCCUCUUUGACAACGGAACGCUGUAUCUCAACAGAGCUGGGGUAACAGAGGAGGGAGAUUACACCUGCUACGCUCAGAACACUCUGGGGAGAGAUGAAAUGAAAAUACGCAUCACAGUCGUCACGGCAGCCCCUCAGAUAAAGCACAGUUACAAGACCUACAUUAAAGUGACAGCUGGGGAUACGGCGCUGUUGGACUGUGAAGCUGCUGGGGAACCUAAGCCAAAAAUAUUCUGGUUGCUGCCCUCCAGUGACAUGAUCUCCUCUUCCACAGACAGGCACCUCCUGCACACUAAUGGCUCCCUGUCAGUCCGCCGAGCCAAACUGCUGGAUGCCGGGGAGUACAUGUGUGUUGCUCGUAAUGCUGGAGGGGAUGAUACAAAAUUGUAUAAACUGGAUGUUGUCGCGAAACCACCUAUCAUAAAUGGUUUAUACACGAACAAAACUAUCAUUAAAGUGACUGCAGUGAGGCACUCGAAGAAACAAAUUGACUGCAGCGCAGAAGGGACGCCUCCCCCCCAGAUCAUGUGGAUCAUGCCCGAUAACAUUUUCCUGACAGCUCCGUACUACGGCAGCAGGGUUGUCGUACACAAAAAUGGAACACUCGAAAUCCGGAACCUAAGGCCUUCCGACACUGCAGAUUUCAUCUGCGUGGCACGGAACGACUGGGGAGAGAGCAUGCUGGUGGUGCGGCUGGAGGUACUGGAAAUGCUAAGGCGACCUAUGUUUAAAAAUCCAUUCAAUGAAAAAAUAAUAGCAAAACCUGGAAAAACAACCACACUGAACUGCUCUGUGGAUGGAAACCCUCUACCUGAAGUAAGCUGGAUGCUGCCCAAUGGCACGUGGUUCUCCCAGGGGGACCAGGAUGUCGAGUUCCUCCCAGGAAGCCAUGGAACCCUUACCAUCCGCAACCCCAGCAGGGACAAAGCCGGGAAGUAUCGCUGUGCAGCUAAGAACCAAGUCGGCUACAUCGAAAAGCUGAUCGUCCUGGAAGUUGCUCAGAAGCCCACCAUCCUCAUUUACCCCCAGGGGCCGGUGAGGGGCAUCGGCGGGGAAUCGUUAUCGCUUCACUGCCUGUCUGACGGCAGCCCCAAACCCAGCACGGCGUGGACUCUUCCAGGCGGCCACGUGCUGGACCGCCCUCAGAUCAACAGCAGACACAUUCUGCUGGAAAACGGCACGCUGGUGAUACGAGCAGCUACCAUUCACGACAGAGGGAAUUACGUGUGCAAGGCCCAUAACCCCGCCGGAGAUUCGUCUGUAACCGUUCCUGUCACCAUUGUAGCCUAUCCUCCAAGGAUUACAAACAGACCCCCGCAGACCAUAAGAGCGAUGCCCGGUGCGGCAGUUCAGCUCAGCUGCACGGCGCUGGGAAUACCAAAGCCAGAAAUUACAUGGGAAUUACCUGACCACUCCAUACUUUCUACAGGCAACCCUGGCCGAGCAUCUGGCAGUGAACUGCUGCAUCCCCAGGGGACACUGAUCAUCCAGAACCCCCGGCCAUCAGACUCUGGAAUGUACAAGUGCACAGCAAAGAACCAUCUUGGCAGUGAUUUCACAGUAACAUACGUUCAUGUCAUUUGAAAUAAGAAAUACAGAAUGAAUGAUUGGUAGCAAGUAUACAGCUGGACUGAGUUUAUUCUUGGAAUAAGUUUCAUCAAAGGCAGCCAAAGGCACAUAAGUGCCUAAAUACAUUUACAGGAUUCAGUCUGCAAUGAUCACACCAAAAAGAAAAAGGAAAUUAGAUCUAGCAUUACCAUCCAGCAUUGAUUCAGUGAUUGAAGGGACUGAACUUGAGGCACUUUUGCCCUGCCAGCAAACUUGGAAUAUUAAAUGAUAUUUCUUUCUAGAAAUGUACCUAGAGAACUUCUGUACAGGAUUGAUGUUUUCAAACUAGAUUAAUAAUGUUCACCUUGCGUAGCUAUCAGAAGCAUGGAUCAGAAAGCAAGAAUGUCCAAGGACCAAAGAGCAGUAUUGUGAUGCAGAUUACCUUCUUAACACGUUAGAUUAUUUGGUACAUUUUUUAAAAAUAAACAUUCCCUGGUGAAACAAGCAGUGAAGACUGAUUCGCAGUCUUUUGUGCAGAAGGUUGGGAGGAUGCAUUCAGAAGAAUUUGGGCUUUAGUCCAGGUUGGCAUCAUUUUCCAAUUGUCACAAAAUUUCUUUUAAAGAUUUCUCACUUAGAAAACAAUUA